Molecule: messenger RNA, 2841 nt
Organism: Nyctereutes procyonoides (raccoon dog)
Lineage: Eukaryota; Metazoa; Chordata; Mammalia; Carnivora; Canidae
Gene: APLF
Product: aprataxin and PNKP like factor
Exons: 10
Coding region: 145-1677 (510 amino acids)
Biological process (GO): double-strand break repair
Cellular component (GO): site of double-strand break; nucleus
Molecular function (GO): protein binding; 3'-5' exonuclease activity; DNA-(apurinic or apyrimidinic site) endonuclease activity
Source: RefSeq, a predicted model, not a curated record
GUGGCGGCGGGAGGGGCGAAGCGGGGCGAGGCCGAGCGGAGCCCCCCCCGCCCCCCGCGUCCCGCCGAGGCCCGCGCGUGUCCAUGGAAGGCGGAAACGGCGGCGGGGCGCGUGAGGUCGCGCAGGGGGGCGGUCGCCGGCGCCAUGUCCGGGGGCUUCGAGCUGCGGCCGCGCGACGGCGGCCCCCGGGUGGCCCUGGCGCCCGGCGAGACGGUGAUCGGCCGCGGGCCGCUGCUGCGAAUAACAGACAAGAGAGUGUCCAGAAGACAUGCCAUUCUUGAGGUGGUCGGUGGUCAGCUUCGAAUCAAACCGAUACACACAAAUCCAUGUUUUUAUCAGUCUUCCGAGAAGAGCCAGCUCUUACCAUUGAAGAAAAAUCUAUGGCGCUGGUUGAGUCCUGGAGACAGUUUUUCUUUGCUAAUCGACAAGUACAUUUUCUGUGUUUUCUCUACACACUCUGAAACAGAAAUGGAAUGUACUUUAAGGAAUAGUCAGAUGCUUGAUGAAGAUAAUAUACUGAGUGGUACAUCAGAAUCUUUCUCGGCUCACUCACCUGAUGAGACAACGGGUGCCCCACAGCUGGAAAGAAGCACAGAAGUAGCUGAGACCCAAACUACUACUGCAAAUAGUGAGUGUUUCCUAGGUGAGCAUAGAGAGCUCAGUAAGCAACAGUCAAACCCUGCCGAGAGGAGAAGAAUCCUUCCAGCAUGGAUGUUAACGGAAGAUCCAAGUGAUCAGAACCUUUCAGCGCCAGUCAGCAGCGAGGAUAAUACUGUAAUCCAGGGAAGUAGAAAAGAAGGAAUCUGCAAAGAUAAAACUCAAGUAAACAUAACACAGCAAGGAGGAAGAAAGCGAUUCAUUUCAUCAGAAAGUACAUCAGCAGAGCAAGACAUGGGGAAAAAGUACAAAAAUGCUGAUCAAGAAGAGUCUAUCAUUUCAUCCAAGGAAAUGCUGCGAUCAUGUUCUGUGAUCACGUCACGUAAUGCAGAAGUGAAUGAUAUGAGGGCUAGUACACAGAGAAAUGAAAUCCCAGUAGAGGAGCUUGGUAGGGUUCCUGAACGUAGAAGUAUUGUGAAAGGAAGGCGAAGUAAAGAAGGCGAGGUGAUGAGCUGUUCUGAGAGUCCCUUGAGUGCCCAGGGCAAGUCCUCCCAGGAGGAGUCUCCAGCAUCUCCUGAGUCCAGCUCUGACCCCUCCAAUCCUGAAACGUUGAGUGCAAAGACAACUGAUUCAGCUGCACAAGGUUCUGAAGAAAACAAGAUCAAGAGGACAUCCUGCAUGUAUGGGGCAAAGUGCUACAGGAAGAAUCCUGUCCACUUUCAACACUUCAGUCACCCUGGUGAUGGUGAUUAUGGAGGUGUACAAGUCAUGUGUCAAGAGGAGGCUGACGACCGGCCGGAAUGUCCCUAUGGAGCAUCUUGUUACAGGAAGAAUCCCCAGCACAAGAUAGAAUACAGACAUAGUACACUUCCAGUGAGAAGCAUGUCAGAUGAAGACGGAGAUAACGGUGGGCAGCCCAGUGAGUGCGGCCUCAACGACAGCUUUGUUGGUGAUGAGGAAGAGGACUAUGAACCCACAGAUGAAGAUUCUGACUGGGAACCAGAACAAGAAGACCAGGAGCAGGAAGAUGUAGAGGAGCUUUUAAAGGAAGCAAAAAAGUUCAUGAAAAGGAAAAAGUAACUUUUUUCAGCGAUGAUAUAUGGCUCACAUUUAGUCUUUACGGAAAAAAUUCAGGAACUAAGGAAGCACUUAAGUGACCAUUGUUUUCCUUCUUUUUAUGGUCGUGACUUUGCUAUGGACUCUUCGUGAAGGAAACGCUGAUACGUCGGCCCUCAGUGUAGCGGAUGGAGUUUGUUUUUGUUGCCUUGCUUUUUCUGUCCUGUUUAAAGCAUCUGGAAAGAGGAGGCAGAGAGUUAAAGAGAAAUAAGUGAUAUUUUUCAUAUAUUUUUGUGUUGGGAAUAAACAGAAAGCCAUAAGUCGCACAAAGCUUUGGCCCUGUUCCUUUUUUCCAAAGACCCUCAGUUUGAGUACCGCGAGGCAAGCGGAAGCCGGCCAACCACGGCGCGGGCAGCGGAACUUGCCUCCUUCCUUGCUAUCGAAGCAAUUCUUCAGGCAGAACCAGGCUUUGGAAAAUGACAGCCUGUUAUUUUUCUAGUGCCCUGGAUAUGAGCUUUAUGACCUCAUUCACUACUUUUGUUCUUUGAAACUUGGGGAAAUCAUUAUCAAAUGGCUGCUGAGAAUGUAUUCACCUGGACCGUGGAACUGUCACCAUAUGCCGGGAAUGUUGCCUUGUGCCUCACGUCGGUAAUUUACUCUGUGUCUGAAUUUAAAAGUAGGAAAGUCCAAAGGAUUUGACACUUUAUUUUUUCAAAACUAAAGUCCUGCGUGGUUAUUUUAACUCCCUGUGUUCUGUCUCUACAUUAAAAGAUACAAAAAUUAUUUUUAACCAUAAUUCUCAGAUGACGUUGGUUCUUUUGUCCUCAGAUAAAGGCAGCAAGCUGUCUGCUAGUGUUCAAGAUUCUGGGCUUUUAUUUCAAGAAGAAACCCCUUAUUCUCCAAUUUUAUGAAGUAUAUAUCUCUGUUCUCAAACUACUUUAGGCCCCGUAAUACUCUUCAUUUUAGGUGACUUAGAAUCUUUGAAAUCCAGUUUAGAAUCUUUCAUAGUAGUUGGGUAUGUGAGCGCCGCGGUAGGCAUAGUAUUGACGUCAUAAAUUGCUAUGCUAAGUGUCCUUGCUAAACACUAAUAUUUUCUAAGACAAUCUAGAAAUUUAUAUCUUAAAAGGGCAAGACAGAUUUAUAAUGGUUUUCUCAGUGUUUCUGAAUGUCUUUCAAAGUUAGUUGUGU